ACUCCGCCUUGUCUUUCCUCUCUCUCUCUCUCUCUAUUCACCAUUCCCCACCGGACUGCCAUCUGGUUUAUCUAGUCUAUCUAGCAGCGUUGAUUAACUAUUCUUCUCUAGCGGUCUCCUCGCUUCCUGCAGCUGCUUUGCUUUCUGCUUCCACUCCGUCUGCGUUGGUGCAUGCACAUUGGCCAUUGGCCUGACCUUCGGGCAUCGUCCAUGUCACGCAAUCAGUCACUUCCUCCAGCACUAUGAAGGGGACGUCGAUCCUCAAUUUCAAACCCUGGAGAAAGAUCCAUCCUCCCCUGCCUCGUACGCCUCGUGAGUCUCAGCAGCUGCUGAACGCUCUCACCUCGUCCUUCCGUCGCCAGCUGGACCAGGCCUAUCCACCGUUGGACCAAGCGCAACAGAAUAAUAAUGAGAAAGAUGCCCGAGAUUCAGAGACGUCAGCGCAUGCUGCCGAUAAACAUCUCCAAUCCAUCCUCGACAACCCACUGUUCAAAGUUGUCCCUUCUCAGACCAUCUUCUCCUCGGUUUCCAAGUCCGACACUCAGAGCAGGCGAGCAUUGCAGAAGAGACUCGCCAAAGAACCCAUGGUCGUAUUUGAUGAACUAGUAGCGUCGGGCCAUGUGGAAGUGACAUCUCUGGUCGAUUGUCUCAAGGCUCAGCUUUACCUGACCGGCUCAGGAGAUGGCGCCCGCGAAGCUAUGAAAAGCUCCGGCGCCGGGAAGAGACUCGUUUCUUGGUUUUGGGCCUCCGAUCCAUCUUCCAGAAAAUUGCUAUUUAAAUCACGCAACGCCACAUCGACCGCUCUCAAAUUCAUGGUCGCGGAAGACUUGCAAGAUACAGUCAUGGUCUGGCUGAGGAUGUUGGGCAAGAAUGAUCUGGGAGGUGUCGAUGGUCAGAUACCCCAGGCUGUGGUGCCGCGGGUAUUCAAGUCCUUUUUGUCGGACUUCAUAGCGGCCGAAGUCCGCUACGGACGAGGAGUUGUCUCUGCACUAGAUUAUUACUUGCAGGCUUUCAGGAUGUGCUCUUUCUCGAUAUCCCCGUCUACUCCCGACUCGAGGAACACGAUGCUCGUUGCCGCCGCCACUCAGCUGGCUCACUGGAUCGUCGACAAUGCCCAGGGCCAAGCAAUCAAAGACAUACCUGCCUCACUAUAUCAGCAAUUUUGUGAAGCUAUAUCCACAAUAACUACGCGGCCUUUCCUGAGUGCCUCCGCUUGGCUCUAUAAUCCCACAAAUCCCGAUGCCCGACCGCUUCUGGAGUAUGCGAAAUCUGUUCCAUCACAUAUAUAUAGUAGCUGGAAGGAACCUAGGAAGGAGAUAUUCCUCAAGGUCAGCCUGGACGCUGUCAGAUUCAUGAUGGAGCGAAAGGAAUUCCGCGAUGCUACUUGGCUAGUGCAACACGUCAAACAACUACUGUCAGAUGAGCAAUCUGCGGUCAAGGAAACAAAAGAGUCUCGAUCUCGUUCGAGUCAGGAAGUCAUGCUACACCAUUUGGACCUCGCUCUGGCCUAGUUGCAGCGGUAAACACCAACCACCACCUGCUCUGACCGCGCAUUGCCCAACUUGACGGCUUUGUGUCUUAUCAGGUAUCGGCUUUCCAUACAUUGUUGUCCUCUGAAAUACAAGGC
Messenger RNA from Paecilomyces variotii, 1627 nucleotides. RefSeq lists its product as hypothetical. Lineage: Eukaryota; Fungi; Ascomycota; Eurotiomycetes; Eurotiales; Thermoascaceae. The transcript is spliced from 2 exons. Bases 243 to 1511 code for a protein of 422 amino acids. The record is from RefSeq and is a predicted model, not a curated record.